Larimichthys crocea (large yellow croaker) is the source of this 4669-nucleotide messenger RNA. RefSeq names its product ATP-binding cassette, sub-family C (CFTR/MRP), member 12 (gene abcc12). Gene Ontology annotation, cellular component: membrane. Gene Ontology annotation, molecular function: ATP hydrolysis activity; ATP binding; ABC-type transporter activity. NCBI's taxonomy places the organism in Eukaryota, Metazoa, Chordata, Actinopteri, Sciaenidae. The transcript is spliced from 30 exons. Gene Ontology annotation, biological process: transmembrane transport. Bases 78 to 4277 code for a protein of 1399 amino acids. The record is from RefSeq and is a predicted model, not a curated record.
GCUGCUCCAGUGUCAACUUCAGAUUCAGUGUGAACAAGCUGCAGUGAGUCUUCCUCAUCCUCCACACAGAGGACAAAAUGAAGACAGAGUAUUCUUUGGAGAAGGACGAUACAGAUGGAGUCGCUUUUGACGAUGGUUUUCGAUGGAGACCUGCAUCAUCCUCCAGUGCAGAAUAUAUUGAUAACAACAACAGCAAAACAGCCAACCCUUCCUCAUUCAAAAAAUACCAGAAAAACCUUCAGACCCUCAAACCGAUCCGCUUCUCCUCAUCACAGUCCCACCCUGUGGACAAUGCAGGUUUUCUGUCCUUUUCAACCUUUGCCUGGAUGACCCCCAUGAUGUGGUCUGUGUUCAGGAAUAAACUGGACAUGAGCGCUCUCAAUCUGUCUCCAAUGGACAUAGCUGAUACCAGUGGAGAAAGGCUCCAAAGACUCUGGGAGGAAGAAGUAGCAAAGGUUGGCCUGGAGAAGGCCUCUUUGGUUCGAGUCACCCUUCGCUUUCAAAGAACGAGGCUGAUUGUGUCUGUCAUUGUUGGCAUCCUUGCCAUGGUGGCAGCAUUUCUGGGCCCGGCUGUUCUGGUCUAUAAGAUCUUAAACUACGCUGAAAAUCCGUCGCUGUCCACAGUGGGACAUGGUAUUGGUCUGGCCUUCGGUUUGUUCUUCUCAGAGUUCAGCAAAGCCUUCCUAAUAUCUUUACUGUGGGCGUUGAACCUGCGCACUGCAGUCAGACUGAAGGGUGCUUUCUCGUCAGUGGCCUUCCAGAAAGUGAUCUCUUUGAGGGUGCACAGCGGCAUUUCAAUGGGAGAGAUGAUUAAUGUACUGACCAACGAUGGACACAAGUUAUUUGAGGCAGUAUUGUUCGGGAGCUUUGUGCUGUCCACCCCUGUCCUCUUUAUUGUGUGUAUCGUCUAUGCCUGCUACAUUCUGGGUUACACUGCACUGACUGGAGUCUGCACUUACCUCAUCUUCAUCCCUGUGCAGUUCUUCUUGGCCAAGCUCAUUAACAAAUUCCGAUGGAAAGCCAUGCUGAUAACUGACAGCCGUGUUCGCACAAUGAACGAGAUUCUCAACAGCAUCAAACUUAUCAAGAUGUACGCCUGGGAAGAUUCCUUUGAGAAGAAGAUUGCAGGCUUAAGGAAAACAGAGAAGAAAGAAUUGCAGAGGGUUAGCUACGUCCAGAAUAUCAAUAGCAGCAUCACCAGCAUCAUCCCCACCACUGCCACAGUUUUCACCUUCGUCGUGCACACUCUGUUGGGCUUAAGUCUCAACACAUCUGACGCGUUCACCACCAUCGCCAUCUUCAACUCCAUGAGGUUCUGCUUGGCUCUAAUGCCCCUGUCUGUGAAGGCCCUGGCUGAGGCUGCUGUGUCAAUAUCACGACUGAGGAAAAUAUUGCUGAUCCAGAAUCCAGACCCCUACCUGGUGCAGAAGCAUAACAGGGAUUCAGCCAUAGUGAUGAAAAAUGCAACACUUUCCUGGACCAAACCAGACAGACAGCUGGACUCCCCACCCAGCACAGCCAACGGAGUGAACGCAUACAAAGCGGAUGAAAUGCCGCAGUAUGAGAAUACUGAAACUCUGCCAACCCUGAGAAACAUCUCCUUCACACUGCCUAAGGGCAACCUGCUGGGUGUUUGUGGGAACGUGGGGAGUGGAAAGACAUCACUGAUUUCCAGCAUUUUGGAGCAGAUGCACCUCCUGAAGGGCUCUGUCACAGCUGAUGGGACAUUUGCCUACGUUUCCCAGCAGGCCUGGAUAUUCCAUGGGACUGUUCAAGAAAACAUCCUGAUGGGGGAACCAUUUGACCAGGCCAAAUACGACAGAGUUUUGGAUGUCUGUAGCCUCAGAACUGACCUGGCAAUCCUCCCAUAUGGUGAUCAAACUGAGAUUGGAGAGCGAGGUCUGAAUCUGUCAGGGGGACAGAAACAGAGGAUCAGCCUGGCCAGAGCUGUCUACUCCAAUAAGGAAAUCUUCCUCCUUGACGAUCCCCUAUCAGCUGUAGACGCCCACGUGGGGAAACACAUUUUUGAAGAAUGCAUUAAGAAGGAGCUCCAGGGGAAAUCUGUCAUACUGGUUACACACCAGCUGCAGUAUCUGGAGUUCUGUGAUGACAUUUUGGUUCUGGAGGAUGGCGAGGUGAGGGAAGCUGGAGACCACCAUGCCUUGAUGAAAGCCAACGGACGCUACGCUCAGCUCAUCAGCAACUACCAGAUGGAGCAAUCCAAAACUCCGGAGGAGGAGGAUGAAGUGUUACCUCAAGACACUUCCCAGCUGAAUGAGGUUGAGCUAAGAGACCGUGCAGACAGUGGGGUAGUCAACCCAGCAUUUGACAUGUCAGAAGAAAAGGAUGAUGGAAUGGCAGCUGACCAAAAAUCUGCUGUCGGUGAUCAGCUAGUCGUUCAGGAGUCAACCACAGAAGGUGCCGUCUCCUGGAGAGUCUACCAGCGAUACUGCAAAGCAGCUGGAGGAUACUUUGUCACCUUCCUUACCAUCCUGAACAUCGUCCUGAUGAUCGGAUUCACAGCCUUCAGCAACUGGUGGCUCAGCUUCUGGCUCGGGCAGGGUAAUGGGGUGAGGACCAAGACUUUAUCUCUCUCAAACACAUAUACAGAAUAUUCACAAUGUCUUAAAAAUCAUAUAUUUUCUGUAUUUUUUCCUGGUCAGACUUCAACCCAUGCCAGCGUCUCAGAUAAUCCAAAUCUGGAAUUCUACCAAAUUAUUUAUGGUGUGGGAGUGAUUGCCAUGGUGCUACUCGCCAUCAUCAAAUGCUUCUUCUACACUCGGGUCACCUUGAACGCCGGCUGCAAACUCCAUGACACCAUGUUCAGGAAUAUUAUUGCCAGUCCUAUGAGUUUCUUCGAUACAACGCCAACUGGCCGCAUUCUCAACCGCUUUUCCAAAGAUCAAGAGGAGGUGGACACUGUGCUUCCCCUCCACAUGGACCCUUUCUUGCAGUUUUGUCUAAUGGUCACAUGCACCAUUAUCAUCAUCUCAGCUGUCUUCCCUCCCAUGCUGGUGGCUGUGCUUAUUAUGGGAGCUUUGUUCACUGUCAUUCUCUUCAUAUUCCAGCGGAGUAUCCGCCAGAUGAAAAGGAUGGAGAACAUUAGUCGCUCUCCCUGCAUCUCUCUCACCACCUCUACGCUGCAGGGCCUCAGCACCAUCCAUGCCUACAACAUAAGAGACAGCCACAUAAGCAUGUUCAAGUUACUGAAUGACAUCAACUCCAACCACUAUUUACUGUUUCACUCUGGGACACGUUGGCUCUCCUUCUGGCUGGACUUCAUGGCUUCGACCAUGGCCUUGAUGGUGGCUCUGUUCGUAGUGCUCACAGAUGACGAAGUCAUCAGCCCAGCUUUAAAAGGCUUGGCCAUGUCCUACACCAUACAGUUGACAGGCAUGCUUCAGUACGUAGUGAGGCAGGCAACAGAGGUGGAAGCGAGGUUUAACUCAGUGGAGCGGCUGCAGGAAUACAUCACGGACUGUAAGUCUGAGGCCCCCAGACACAUAAAAGAGGCUCAGAUCCCAGAGCACUGGCCAAAGAGUGGAGCCAUCACCUUCCAGGACUAUAAGAUGAGGUACAGGGAGAAUACACCCAUUGUCCUGAACGGGCUCAAUUUCCGCAUCCAAGCUGGAGAGAAACUGGGCAUUGUGGGAAGGACAGGCUCUGGGAAGUCCUCGUUAGGCGUGGCUCUGUUCAGGCUGGUGGAGCCGGCAGGAGGAACCAUCCUGAUAGAUGGAGUAGACGUUAUGGCCAUUGGUCUGCAGGACCUGCGCAGCAAAUUGUCAAUCAUCCCCCAGGAUCCUGUGCUAUUUAUUGGCACCGUCAGAUACAACCUGGACCCCUUCAAUAACUACACUGAUGAGGAGAUCUGGGCAGCACUGGACAAGACCUACAUGAAGGACUCAAUCUCCAGACUGGAGGGGCGACUACAGGCAGAGGUGCUGGAGAAUGGAGAGAACUUCUCUGUUGGAGAAAGACAACUGAUGUGUAUGGCUAGAGCACUACUCCGCAACUCCAAGAUCAUUCUUUUGGAUGAGGCAACAGCAUCCAUCGAUGCAGAGACGGAUGCCUUGAUCCAGAACACUAUCAAAGAAGCUUUCCAGGACUGCACCAUGCUCACCAUCGCCCAUCGUAUCAACACCGUGAUGAACACAGAUCGUAUUCUGGUCAUGGACAAUGGAGAGGUGGCAGAGUUGGACAGCCCAGAUGUGCUGAAGCAACGACCAGACUCUUUGUUCUACUCACUCCUGACCUCUGCUAACACUGUGAACACUUAAAUCAAACGCAAUAACAUAAAACUAAUUAUUCCUUCACACAGCAAUAUUACCCAUAUUAUAAUAUGGACGGCUCAUAGCAGGUGUAACUGCACAGCAGUGAUGGGGUUUAAUAUUCAUGCAGAAAUAUUGUUAAUGUGUAAAUAGUGAUAUUUUUAUUUGAAUAUGUGAACUCUUUCACAAGGUGUGGAAAUGAUCUGUCAUGUUCACUGUAUUUAAAACAUAUUAUUUAUUGAUUUUCUAUGUUUUUGUUUGCUGCCACUUUACAAAUGACUACACAUGAAGUUUCGAUCUGUUGUGUGAAAUGCACUAUAGAUGCAAUAUAUUUUUAAAUAGCUAAUCCGUUUUAGCAUGUAUCAAGUGUAUCAACAUACUGUAACUAAUGUAACAUGAUC